CAGCUUCAGUGAUUUUGACCUCGGUGGUGAGGGGAGUGAAGACGAUUUGAGAGAGGAUGUUCUGUUCGAGAUAGACUCUGAUUUGGUUAAAAACACUGACGACGACGUGGCGGAGUAUUCGCCUGUGCCAACAUGGGCGUACUGUAUAGCAGCAAUCAUGCUCGUAGGCGGUAUACUUUCGGCGGGUAUGCUGAUCACCGGCACUGGCUCUGUGCGCGAUGCUACGGCCAAUCUCAUGCAUGUACACGACGUUCACAAGACAUCCAGCGAUGUCGAUGCUUCAACAUUUACAGAUGGGGCGGUCAAGCACGUAGUCUUAUUUUUGGGAGACUACAAUGAUCGGUACGCAGUUAAGGAGUUCUGUGGCAAAGUGAUGAAGAGGCGGAUGCAGAGUCAGAAACACAUACAGAAGGCUCUAAAGCGAGAGUAUAAAGAGGCUCGAGAGGAUAUCGUGGACAGUCACAAACAGAGCAGCGCGUAUAUUCCCGAUGUCGAUUUCUUGUCUUCUAUACAGUUGGACUAUUGUGAUAAUAACUUUGCCGUGAUCGCAUCGGUGAUGAACAAGUACGGGAUGUCACCGACGGGCCCUUGGUACGGCUCAAGGGCUGAGAAUAUGCUCAAACUUCCAGCCCCAAACUCUGCGGCGCAACAUUAUGCUCUUCUUAUUGGCCCUGCGAUAAAAGCUCUCGAGAUGCUGACAGGAAAUCGCGUAACACACGUGGUAGCAUCUUCGAAUUACUACGAUAUUGGGCGCACGUACGUGUGGGAGUCGCAUUUUAAUGCCGAUGAGAACGAUUUCUGGUCGCACACGGUCAUUCCCCAGUGGAAAGCUCACUGGCAAGGCUUUGUUGACUUUGCGACAUCGCUCGUACCCAACGAUGAGAUCCUGUGGCACACAUCCAACAUGCCUCUUUGUCCAGACGAAGCUGCGCCAAACUCUUUCGUGAGCCCAUGGCUUGUACAGUGUAAGAGAGUUGAUGAACUAAACACGGCUGUGCGACAGACCAUCGGCAACAAUCCGAGAGUGAAAUUGCUUGACUUUGAGGAAUCUCUCAAGCUCGUACAGCCGAAUGAAUAUCUAUUGAGCGAUAAGGAGCAUUUGAACCGAAAAUUUCUCGCAAUUCUGAUGCAGAAUUGUCUCACAGCCCUGGGCCUGAAUAUGAGGUUCGGCUAAUAGA
Sphaeroforma arctica JP610 is the source of this 1178-nucleotide messenger RNA. RefSeq lists its product as hypothetical. The transcript has 9 exons. The annotation marks the transcript as partial. The record is from RefSeq and is a predicted model, not a curated record. NCBI's taxonomy places the organism in Eukaryota, Ichthyosporea, Ichthyophonida.